Molecule: messenger RNA, 1452 nt
Organism: Magnusiomyces paraingens
Lineage: Eukaryota; Fungi; Ascomycota; Dipodascomycetes; Dipodascales; Dipodascaceae
Exons: 1
Coding region: 1-1452 (483 amino acids)
Biological process (GO): transmembrane transport
Cellular component (GO): fungal-type vacuole membrane
Molecular function (GO): transmembrane transporter activity
Source: RefSeq, a predicted model, not a curated record
AUGGCACAAGAACUUUUAGAAAUACCUCUGGAAACUUUGAAUCAACAAGAACUAGAUCCUGAAAAAAAUGAUGAUGUUCGCAAACGGGUGGAAGAUACCCAAGAAAUUGCUGCAGCCUCUGGUGUUUCAUUUAGAACAGCGCCCUCAGAGAAUUCUGAAAGUAUACGGUCUCGAUCUACUAAUGAAAUAAAUAAUGAUGAAGAAGAAGAAGAGGAGGAGGAGGAGUUUCCAGAAGGUGGAUUAGAUGCUUGGAGAGUUGUGUUGGCAUCGUUUUUUGGUCUUUUCGCAGUGUUUGGCCUAUGCAAUUCUUUAGGAGCCGUCCAAGCACACGUUUCUAUUUUCCAGCUUUCAAACAAAUCAGAGUCCCAAGUUUCGUGGAUUUUUUCCGUGUUGCUUUUUUUUCUUUUUUUUCUUACAGGCCUUGUGGGUCCAAUCUACGACUCCCUGGGACCGUAUCAGCUUUCAAUUAUUGGAACAUUUCUAUGGACUCUUGGACUCAUUACUACAAGCUUUUGUACUGAGUACUACCAAUUCUUUCUUGCCUUUUCAGUUUGUGUCGGUAUCGGUGGAGCACUUUUAAUGACCCCACUUAUUGCUAUUGUUGGACAAUGGUUUAAUAAACGCCGUGCAACAGCAAUUGGCAUUGCAACAGUCGGCGGAAGUGUUGGCGGUGUUGUUUACCCUCUUAUGCUGCGUAAACUUUAUUCAUCAAUUGGAUAUGCUUGGGCACUCCGCGUCCUUGGUGUACUUUGCUUUGUAUUGCUUAUUUCCUUUAUUUUGUUAAUGAAAACACGUUUAACAUCUCUGGAAAAGCGCAAGCUUAGUAAGACUCUAUUGGGAGGAGUCUCAAACAUGAUAGACUAUCGCCAGCUCCGUGACCAUAGAUUUGCUGGCCUUGUAAUUGGGAACUUUCUUGGUGAACUCGGUGCCGUUAACGGUCUUACCUUCCUUACUUCCUAUGCUUUGGCACAAAAUCAUAGUGAAGAGUUUUCGUACGCCAUUCUAGCCAUUCUUAAUGCAUCGGCAAUCGGCGGACGUAUCAUUCCGGGUAUUUUGGCAGACAAGCUGGGAAGAUUUAACACCGUGAUUGCUACAACAAUCAUGGCUGCCUUCACAAUCUUUGUCAUUUGGCUUCCUUUUGGCUCCAAUACAAUUGGCCUCAUCAUGUUUUCGGUAACCCACGGAUUUUGCAAUGGAAGCAUUGUAUCACUCGCACCUGCCUGUUGUGGUCAAAUUUGCAGAACAAGAGACUACGGUAAACGUUAUGGCUUCAUGUACUUUGUUGCUUCUGUUACUAUUCUCAUUGGUGUGCCUAUCUCUGGUGCUUUGAUUACAAAUGAGAAAGAUUAUACAAACCUCAUUAUUUUUGAUGGUGUUGUUUAUAUAGCUACUACCCUAGCAUUGCUUUAUUCCCGCUACGCUGCUGUUGGCUUCCGCUGGUGUAAAUGGUAG